AUGCGGCUCGCUCAGCGCGCACUGGCCGCCUGGCGGGAGCAGUUCCCCGUGAUCGGCCGGGAGGUGGCUCGUUGGUUCCCGGGCCACAUGGCCAAGGGACUGAAGAAGAUGCAGAGCAGGCUCAAGCUGGUGGACUGUAUCAUUGAGGUCCACGAUGCCCGGAUCCCACUUUCGGGCCGCAACCCCCUGUUUCGGGAAACCCUUGGCCUCAAGCCUCACCUGCUUGUCCUCAACAAGAUGGACCUAGCAGACCUCACGGAGCAGAAGAAAAUCCUACAGCGCUUAGAAGAGGAAGGAUUGAAGAAUGUCGUUUUCACCAACUGUGUGAAGGAUGAGAAUGUUAAUCAGAUCAUCCCGAUGGUCAUGGAGUUGAUUGCGAGCAGCUCUCGCUAUCACCGAGGUGAGAACCUGGAGUACUGCAUGAUGGUCAUCGGGAUUCCCAACGUGGGCAAGUCCUCCCUCAUCAACUCCAUCAGGAGGCUGCAUCUCAGGAAAGGAAAAGCCACCAGGGUGGGUGGUCAGCCUGGUGUCACCAGAGCUGUGAUGUCCAGAAUUCAGGUAUGUGAACGGCCUCUUGUCUUCCUGCUGGACACUCCUGGGGUGCUGACCCCUCGGAUUGAGAGUGUGGAGAUGGGCCUGAAGCUGGCUCUAUGUGGGACAGUGCUGGAUCACUUGGUGGGCGAGGAGACCUUGGCUGACUAUCUUCUCUACACCCUUAACAGACACCAGCUCUUCAGGUACGUGCAGCACUACAGCCUGGACAGGGCCUGUGAUGACAUUGAGCAUGUGCUCAAGAAGGUGGCCGUGCAGCUAGGCAAGACCCGCAGGGUGACGGUGCUCACGGGCACUGGGAAUGUGAAUGUCAUGCAGCCCAACUAUACUGCGGCGGCUGGUGACUUUCUCCAGGCCUUUCGGAGUGGGCUUCUGGGCCUAGUGAUGCUGGACCAAGACGUCCUGGCCUCCUGA
Elephantulus edwardii (Cape elephant shrew) is the source of this 966-nucleotide messenger RNA. It is a transcript of the gene MTG1, whose product is annotated as mitochondrial ribosome-associated GTPase 1. The transcript has 11 exons. Gene Ontology annotation, molecular function: GTPase activity; GTP binding. Gene Ontology annotation, cellular component: mitochondrion. The record is from RefSeq and is a predicted model, not a curated record. Lineage: Eukaryota; Metazoa; Chordata; Mammalia; Macroscelidea; Macroscelididae. Bases 1 to 966 code for a protein of 321 amino acids.